Trichobilharzia szidati is the source of this 5209-nucleotide messenger RNA. NCBI's taxonomy places the organism in Eukaryota, Metazoa, Platyhelminthes, Trematoda, Strigeidida, Schistosomatidae. The record is from the annotation of a GenBank genome assembly.
CAAAUACUAACUGUUUUUUUGGCGCGGAGUUAGACCGUGAGAAAGACUCACGUGCUGGUUGUGUGGAUUUCCACCGCCAAUAUACAAACGUUCUACUCCACCAGUUCUCUGGGAAAUAAGACAUUACAGACUAAUAAAGAAAACUAUAGAAAACUCUUAGACAUUACGUUCCGGCCAUGGUUUUCAAGCUUAUCAGAUUGUGUCUACUUUUUCUGUUGGCAAAUACUUCUUGGUCUGUUGACCGUUCAAAUUUCAAGACGUGUGACCAGAGCUCGUUUUGCACUCGACAGCGAAAAUUGAAAGCUGAUAGUCUAGACUACUGGUUGGAACCAAACUCCGUCAUAAUGAAUUCGUAUGGUAUGACUGCCAUUAUUCAAACUCAGGAUCAAAACCACUCACUUUUAUUAAAUAUUUCUUAUCAUAAACAUUCCAUCUUUCAUGUUUUCAUCGAUGAGCUUACAAAUGAGUUUAAGCGGUUUCGUGUGCCUUCAGGCGAUGUAAUCUUGAAAAGUGCCGAGAAAGCACCUGUUAAAUCAAUAGUUAAUGCAACCAAUGUAGUAUUACAAGGAAAUUCUGGAGAUAAAGCGGUUGUGCAUUAUAAACCUUUCCACAUUGAUUUUCUGUUGGAUAAUACUGUUGUGGCUUCAGUUAAUAGAAGGAAUCUUCUACAUUUUGAGCAUCAGAGAAAUAAACCUGUUGUCGAAAAACAGUCGACUGAAGAGAAUAAUCACACUUCUGGUGAGACUCACAAUCAAGAUACCUCAUCCGUCAAAGACUCUGAUAAAUCCUCAAGUGAUUCAGAUGUCUCCAAAGACUCUGCAACAGUUGAUGAAAAUAAAGUAGACGAACAACAACCACAUUCUAGUUCACAAGAUACAGUUUCUAGUGAUCCAACAUGGUCUGAGCACUUCAAAGAACAUCUCGACUCAAGGCCUCAUGGAUUGAAUUCGAUUUCAUUGGACUUCGACUUUCAUGGAUUCAAUCACGUUUAUGGCAUUCCAGAACAUGCUGAUGGAUUUGUGCUAAAAUCAACAAGCAACGGCGAUCCAUACAGGCUUUACAAUCUUGAUGUUUUCGAAUACGAGUUAAACAAUCCUAUGGCCCUGUAUGGCUCUGUUCCUCUUUUAUGGGGGCACAAUCAAAAUCAUACAGUUGGUAUUUUGUGGCUCAAUCCAUCAGAAACGUGGAUCGAUAUCGAGUACUCGAAUUCAGAAACCAAUGGCCUAUUCUCUAGAAUCCCGAAUUUCUUCGCGAAAAAAUCUCAGGAAACUCGUGUGGAAACUAGAUGGAUAUCAGAGUCUGGUUUGGUAGAUUUAUAUGUUUUUAUGGGUCAUGUUCCAUCUGAAGUAAUGAGCGCAUAUGCUUAUCUGGUGGGAACGACAAAAUUACCGCCGCUGUUUGCUAUAGGUUAUCAUCAGUGUCGAUGGAAUUAUAAUGAUGAGGCUGAUGUACUAACGGUGGAUAAGCAUUUCGAUGAAUAUGAAAUUCCUGUUGAUGUUUUAUGGUUAGAUAUUGAGCACACAGACGGAAAACGUUACUUCACAUGGGACCGAAACAAGUUUCCUAAUCCUGGAGAAAUGGUUGAUAAAUUAAAUGUCAAAGGCCGAAAGCUUGUCACAGUUGUUGAUCCUCAUAUUAAACGCGAUUCAAACUGGCCCUUAUUUAGUAACUCUCAGAACAGUGGGAUUUUCGUAAAAACCAGGGAUGGUACUGAAUAUGAUGGUUGGUGCUGGCCUGGUUCUAGUGCAUGGCCUGAUUUUACUGACGAAGCUGUACGACAGUGGUGGUCAAAUCAGUUCCUAACUUAUGAACCUGUUCGCAAAGAUACAAUGUUUACUUGGAAUGACAUGGGGGAACCAUCAGUUUUCAACGGUCCGGAAGUCACUAUGCACAAAGAUGCUAAACAUGCAAAUAACUGGGAACAUCGUGACAUACACAACUUAUAUGGUUUGUACGUUCAUCAAGCAACUUGGGAUGGGCAAAUGUUACGGUCAAAUGGUAUGGAGCGUCCCUUUGUACUCUCUCGGGCAUUUUUUGUUGGAUCUCAGAGGACAGCAGCUGUUUGGACCGGAGAUAAUACGGCAGAUUGGGGACACCUAAAGAUUUCAGUCCCAAUGCUUCUCAGUCUAUCGGUCACGGGUUUGACAUUGAGCGGAGCUGAUGUUGGAGGUUUUUUCGGAAAUCCAGAUCCUGAGUUACUGACAAGGUGGUAUCAAGCUGCUGCUUACCAACCAUUUUUCCGCGCUCAUGCUCACAUUGAUACUAAGCGCCGUGAGCCUUGGUUGGUACCUGCAGAAUAUGUUGAUCCUAUACGGAAAGCUAUACAAGCACGUUACAAUUUACUUCCCUAUUGGUAUACUACAUUUGCUCGGUCAGAAGCAGAUGGUCAACCAGUUAUGGCGCCAAUGUGGUUUCAUUUUCCUAAAGACGUGAAUACAUUUGCCUUGGAGGAACAGUAUAUGAUUGGUGAAGCUUUACUUGUAAAUCCUGUCACUUCCCAAGGUGCUAGUCAUGUACAAAUAUACUUCCCUAAAGGAACAUGGUAUCACAAUCCGUCAUUUGAGGUCUAUACAGGUGAACAAUUAGUGCAGUAUCCCGUGACAUUAUCAUCCAUACCUACGUUUUAUAGAGGUGGUUGGAUUAUACCGAGAAAAGAACGCAUACGUCGUUCAUCAUGGCUUAUGCGUGAUGAUCCAUACACGUUCAUCGUGUGUUUGGAUCCUGAAGAGCCUAAUGCUUCUGGUUACAUAUAUUUUGAUGAUUUUCAUUCUACCUCCAAGUUAAAUGCACAAUUUUUCAAAAUUAUCUAUAAUCGAGUUGUGGAUCCAACAGGUGGAAAUAUGCAUGGUGGAAGAUUGCGUUUAGUACGUUUACCAUUACCAGGUGAAACAUCUAUUUCUUCUCCUACAAAUGAAAUUGUUAUUCCGAGAAUUGAACGUAUUGUUAUUGUUGGAUUAAAUAGCACAUUAGAAAGAGUUACUGUUAUUGAAGAGCAUAAACCACGUAGAAAUUUAGAGUUUUCAGUUAAUCCACCAAUUCAUCUUUCUGGUAGUGGUCCCACGCACACACCUCAAACUGUUUUUGUUCGUAAACCCGAACUUUUAGUAAACGAUCAAUGGGAGGUUCAUUUUGUCACUGGUAAAGAACUGAAAGAUGAUUUAUAAAUGAAAACUAAUGUUUUUUUCUAUUUGUUUUUAUACAACAAUCUGUUCUGCAUGUACAUGAAAAUGUUGUUUUAAAAUACACCUACAAAAAACCUCUUAUUUUUAGACUAGUUGUUUAAUAAAUCUACUCUUUGUUUUGUUUUUUUGUUUACCAAGUGUAAUAUGUGUAUGUUAACUUUUUGUCAUUUGUCCUUUUUCUCUUCUCAUUUCUGAUUUGUCUUCACUAUAUAUUUUGUUUCCUUUCCAAAGCACCUCUUCUAAAUUUUUUUUUUGUGUUUCCUUAUCUCGGCACUAGUGAUGUGUAUGUACUUUUCAUAUAAUCGAAUUAGGCUUCAAAAUAUAUUUUUAUUUGUUGUACAUUUCCUUCUUAUCUAUGUAUAUGAUUGCAUGUAAGAACUUCCUAUAAUGCAUCAUACGCCACGUAUUUUAUUACAUCUCAGUAAUUUUGUUUAGGCACCUGGCUUCCAACCAGUAUGUCAUGACUUCGGCCACCACUCAUUUUACUGAGGUUUGGACAGCCAAUUGUUAGUGUCCAUAUACCUCACACAGUAGUUGUCACUUGUUCCCAACUACUUGGAAUUGCAAGUGGUUGUUCAGUAACAUUUAAUUUUUUUUUACUGAUUUCCAAAAUUGUCUGUGGCUCAAAAGUUUACGAUAAGAUAAAAUGUAAAGACUCAUCGCGGUAUACGGAUAGAUCUAUUAGGUGUUCAUUUAUUUUAUAUGGAGUGUUAUAGACCAAUAGGAAAGCUGUUACAUUCAUCCUAUGGAUGUUAACGAGAAUUAUCAGCCGACAAACUGAAAACAUCGCCCUACUUUCGAGAUACAUUUGGUCGUUUCAGAAUGUCCACAUGGAGAUUAGAUAGAUUAAUUCUAUACUAGUUGGACCUAUCAUUUUUGUCAGUUCGUUCCAAUUUUACAUAUAAAUAAUGUGUCGGUUAAAGUUUGUUUUGAUUUGAGAUAUAUUCAACAUGCAUACGACUACGUGUACCUACGACAUCAUUUGUAUUUCUAUCCAAGAGUUAUUCAAGCACAAAAUAAAUUUCAGCAGACAGUAAAAGAUACAAUAUGAUGUUUUCUUAUACAUCUCCGUUCAUAUUCAUCUACAGUUUAUAGCGUAAGCGAUGUGAUUUAUGACUUUUAUCAUCAUAAAACAGGAGAUAUGUUUUGAGUUUAUUUUUUGAACAAAUUUAUGUUACUACUGAUAGUAAGUCUGGAAGAUAAAUCUGCUGAGUGUUUAAAUUCACAGCGCUAUGUUUGUUCUUCUUGGCUUCAAAUAACAGUGCUACUAAAGUGCAGAGGAUACUUUAAAAGUUAAGAAACGCUCAAGGAAUAACUGUUGAGUUUCUUCUCUGUUUAGAGAUAUAUUUACCAAUGAUUGCAAAGGUUGAUUAUAAUUUCAGUUGGGAAGGUAGGUGUAAAGGAUUCGAAUGUGCUAACAAUCACUUUUUAAUAGUUGAGCAACUAGGUAACCAAAUCACAGUUGUGCUAAGAUUUCCUGUGUUAUUAUUCCGACUGUCCGUCCAUCCGUUGUUCCGUCCUAAUACGGGAUCCAGAAAUGAUAAAGAAUAUAUGUAUUUCAGGUGGAUGAUUUUGGUGUUGCUGACUUUUAUGAGUAAAUCAUAUAUAACUGAAAACAUACAAUCAUGGAAAAUAAAGAAAUCUUGAACAUAUCAAUCCAUUCGUCAUGUUUUUGUAUGGUUAUGAAGCAAAAUUUUCCAUCCUAAUAUUACUGUACUUUCUUUGAAAUGCCAGGUAUAAUAGUGAAAAUACUCAGUUCUUGAACUAUUGUUAUGUCAGUAGAGUACGAGAUAAUAGUCACCUGUCGAAUAUCGCGUCUGCGAUGGCUUACUGAUUCCUUAAAUAUGACUAUAAAAUAAAUCAUGAUUCAGGACUAGCUCAACUAGGACAGAAUUUUCAGUUAUUAAUAUCUUAAAAACGUCAAGUGUUGUCUAAAAAUUUUAAAAAAUUAAGAGUACGAUUACGAUAAGAAUGAAGAUGUGAAGUGAAGUGGAAAGAAUUCAAGUGGUAAAAUAAAAUAAAGUAAA